Molecule: messenger RNA, 5784 nt
Organism: Sphaerulina musiva SO2202
Lineage: Eukaryota; Fungi; Ascomycota; Dothideomycetes; Mycosphaerellales; Mycosphaerellaceae
Product: Sec7-domain-containing protein
Exons: 2
Coding region: 1-5619 (1872 amino acids)
Biological process (GO): regulation of ARF protein signal transduction
Molecular function (GO): guanyl-nucleotide exchange factor activity
Source: RefSeq, a predicted model, not a curated record
AUGGCAUCCAUACCAGUAGCCAUCGACCCAGUGUCGCUGGUGGUGACCGAGUGCAUCACCGUGACUUCUGCUAUGCGAAAGCAUGCUCGCUGGGCCCACUCGAGCAUCUCCUCCAUCCUCGGAUCCUCGCCUUCCAGCCACACGCGAACCACAUCCUCCGACCUCUCCUCGCAGCGAUCGAAUCGCGAACGAGAACGAACGAGGGCCAGCAGCAAGAUCGACCUCAUAGAACCAUACUUCAGCGAUUACAACAGCGCGAGCGGCACUCGUGCCAGUGAGGAGGCGUCACGAUGGGGUCUGCGAGGCAAGAAAGGCCAGUCCAUGCAGGACAAUCCGCUGAUGAGUGCUUUCGCGAAGCUGCGCUCCGAAUUGAAGGGCGUCAAGGACAUUCAGACGAUACCUACUCCCGAUUUGCUCCACCCUUUCCUGCAGGUCAUCCGGUCGAGCAGUACCACAGCGCCAAUCACGAGCUUGGCUUUGAUUGCCAUCACCAAGAUGCUGGCGUACAGAGUCGUCCACGAGGAGUGCCCUAAGUUUGCGCAUGGGAUGCAGUUGCUGGCGAGUUCUGUCACCCAUUGCAGGUUCGAGGGCGACAAUUCUCCGUCAGAUGAGGUCGUUUUCCUGCGCAUCCUAAAACUUAUGGAGGAUAUGAUAUGCGGGGCUUCAGGAAAUGUGCUGGGGGAUCAGUCAGUGUGCGAGAUGAUGGAGUGUGCUCUCUCGAUAUGCUGUCACUUGAGAAUGUCAGAAGUGCUGAGGAGAAGUGCCGAAAUCAGCAUGGUCACAAUGUGCCAGACUAUCUUCGGCAGGUUAAAAACGCUGGAAGCCGAAUUCGAGGGAGACGAGGUGGGCGACAUGGAGCAGGAACUGGGCUCAGAGGAGAUGGAAGCUGCGAAGAUUGACUCGAAUGGAGACAUGGGGCCAGAUAACAUGAAGCAAAUGCGGUCAAGCUUGACUCUUGAUGUGCCAGCGACGAAUACAGAAGCCAGACCUAGUACAGACAUGAACGCCAGUCAGAUGGAUCUUAGCUCGAGGAGUGGCGAAGAAGACGAGGAAGACGUGGACGUGAAGCCAUAUGGACUUCCGAGCAUACGAGAGCUGUUCAGAGUAUUGGCCGAUCUGCUGGACCCUCAUGACCGACAACGGACUGACACGUUACGAGUGAUGGCAUUGAGAAUAGUCAACGUGGCUUUGGAGGUCGCUGGUCCGAGCAUCGCAAAUCACCCUUCUCUGGCCAACCUGGCAAAAGACACGCUGUGCAGGAACCUUUUCCAGCUGGUAAGGAGUGAAAAUAUUGCUAUUUUACAUGAAUCGUUGCGAGUCGCCGGAACGCUUCUUGCGACAUGCCGAAGUGUGCUCAAAUUGCAGCAAGAGCUGUUCUUGAGCUAUGUCGUGGCUUGCUUACAUCCUCGAGUGCCAAUACCAGACGAGCCCAACGUCGACCCGUCGCUGUACCAAGGGGUGCCACAAGCACCGACAUUAGCACGACCGCAGCCUUCAACACCAGGUUCCAAUGGUCCUCCAGCGAGUGGUCGAUCAACCCCUGUCCCCGUUCGAGAUCGACAAAAGUUAGGCAUGGAGGGUGGAUCGAGGAAGCCAGAUGCGCGAGAAGCAAUGGUAGAGAGCGUGGGCGGACUUGUGCGUAUGCCGAGCUUCAUGACCGAGCUUUUCGUCAACUAUGACUGUGAGACGGAUCGGAGUGAUCUAUGCACCGAUAUGGUCGGCCUCCUGUCAAGGAACGCGUUCCCAGAUUCUGCAACAUGGAGUACCACGAACGUGCCGCCAUUGUGCCUUGACUCUCUCCUUGGCUUUGUUCAAUUUAUAGCCGAACGAAUAAGCGACGAGCCCGUCACGACUGGUCUGCCCGAAGUGGAGAAGCUACGUGAACAACGGCGAAAGAAGAAGGUUAUCAUCCGCGGUGCUACCAAGUUCAACGAGAGCCCCAAAGGCGGCAUUGCUUUCCUAGCCGCGCAGGGCAUCAUUGCAGAUCCGAAUGAUCCCCACUCUGUGACCAGUUUCUUGAAAGGCACCACGCGUAUUGACAAGAAAGUCCUGGGAGAAUUCAUCUCGAAGAAGUCGAACGAAGCUAUUCUCGACGCUUUCAUGGACCUGUUCGACUUUGGCGACCUCCGAGUUGACGAAGCACUUCGCCAACUGCUCAAUUCUUUCCGUCUUCCGGGCGAAUCCGCACUCAUUGAAAGAAUUGUGACCGUUUUCUGUGAGAAAUAUAUGAGAGCUGUUCGCCCCGAACAGAUUAUUGACGUCGACUCUGCCUUCGUCUUGACCUAUGCCAUCAUCAUGUUGAACACAGACCAGUACAACCCGAAUGUGAAGUCAGCCAAUCGGAUGAAAUUUGAAGACUUCCAGAAAAACCUCCGUGGCGUUAACGGAGGCAAGAACUUUGACGAAGAGUUCCUGCAAGAGAUCUACGAAGCGAUCAAGGCUCGUGAAAUUGUACUGCCAGAGGAGCACGAUAAUAAGCACGCAUUCGAACAUGCCUGGAAAGAGUUGUUGAUGAAGGUCAACACUGCCGAGAACUUGGUCAUCUGCGAGACGAAUAUCUACGAUGCAGACAUGUUCGCAGCCACAUGGAAACCUAUCAUCGCGACACUCAACUACGUUUUUGUUUCGGCUACUGAGGAUGCUGUCUUUCAGAGAGUGAUCGCAGGAUACAACCAAUGUGCACAAAUUGCAGCGAGAUAUGGCGUUUCCGAAUGCCUGGACUAUAUCAUCCUCAGUCUGGCCAAAAUCAGCACUCUUGCAACUGAAACACCGCCAAGCACGAGUCUGAAUACCGAAGUGCAAGCCAGUGGGAAGAGCAUCAUGGUCAGCAAGUUUGCAGUAGACUUUGGCCGAGAUAACAAAGCUGAGCUCGCGACGAUUGUCCUGUUCCGCAUCAUCAAUGGACACGAGGGUGCUAUUCGAGAUGGCUGGACACAGAUUGUACGAAUCAUCGUCAAUCUCUUUGUGAACUCGUUAGUGCCGACAAGCUUUACGAGCAUAUCGCGAGACUUAGAUCUUCCGCCCAUACCGCUGCAAUCGCCCGCGCAAGUCAUUGAGCGUAACGACAAGAGAAAUGACGUCGGUCUGUUCAGCGCCUUUACGAGCUAUGUCAGCAGUGUCAUGAAUGACGAGCCUCCGGAGCCAAAUGAUCAGGAAAUCGAAGCGACGCUGACCUCUGUGGACUGUAUCAAUGCCUGUCGUUUCGAGGAGAUACUCGGCAACGUCAGUGAGCUGCCGGUCAGUACCUUGAAGAGCUUGACUAUGUCCCUUCUGUCGCAUUUGCCAGAGCAGGAUUCACCAAGAGUCAUCGCUGUAAAGCCUGAGCUACCUGCCCCCACUCCAUUGCGAGGCACGGGAAGCAAAGUUCGUGAUGAACCUCCAAUGUACAAUCCUGCCGUUGUCUAUGUCUUGGAGCUUGCAACGAUAUUGGCCUUGCGAGACGAAGAGACUAUCACAACUCUGGGACCUGAUGUCGCCGAAGCCCUCACGAGUGUUACGCGAGAUGCGGAUCGACUGCACCCUGUUGCGCUGAGCCGAACGGUGUUCUAUCUGCUCAGUCUGCUCCGAGCCAGCAACGAUCAUGGCUACAUCCGCGCGCCAGUGGUGCUCCAUGCAAUCUCUUCUUUCCCCCAGCACUUACUGAAGCAAUGUGCUCUGCCGAUAUUGAAGGGCAUAUACGGCUGUAUUUCCGGGCCCCAAACAGAACUACGAAACGAGAUGGCAGCCAGUCCAGACUUUUGGAACAUCGUUCACAAUCUCCAUCAUGAAGUAGAGGCAGCAGGAUUGGUCUUCCAAAUCGUUGAAAGUGUCGUAGACGGGCCCAAUGCUGCCAUCACGCCAGACAAUUAUGAAGCCUGUGUAGCAUUACUCAAUGCGUUUGCCACCAGUGGCAGCAUUGGCGCACGAGCCGAGCAAGCCGCUCGGGGAGAGAAGUACCCACAAUCUGGUCGUAAAGGACAGAAGCAACCUCCUCGUAAGACAGACAGUACAGAGGAUGAAGGCACUCCUGAGAAGAAGAAAGUGAAGAAGCUCGAAGUUGUGGUUCGUGGCAAUCGUGCCAUUACACUCGUCUCUCACCUCGCAGGACGAGUACCUCACCUCAUCAAACAGAGCCAACUCGAAACAGAGGAGGCCUGGAAGGCGUAUUGGUCGCCCGUCUUCCGCUGCUUGGCAACACAAUCCACCAACCCAUGCCGCGAGAUCCGUCAACUCUCACUGUCGAGUCUACAACGUUGUUUGCUGUCGCCAGAGCUCGCAUCGCCAGAUCACACGGAAUGGACCAACAUCUUCUCCGAGGUGCUCUUUCCGCUCAUCCAACAGCUACUUAAGCCUGAAGUCUAUCAGACCGACCCUGUCGGCAUGGGCGAGACGAGAGUACAAGCCGCACAGCUGCUAUGUAAGAUUUUCUUACAUUACUUGGUGUUGCUUUCUGAAUGGCCUGGUGUGGGAGAACUCUGGUCUGGUAUACUCGAGGUCAUGGAACGUCUGAUGGGUAGCGGGCAGAGAGAUGGUGGAAUACUGGAGGAGGCUGUACCUGAGUCGUUGAAAAACAUUCUGCUUGUCAUGGGCAGCGGAGGCUAUAUGGUUCCGCCACCAGCCGAGGGCGAUGAUGAGCGUAGUGAGCUGCAACGAAAGCUGUGGCAGGAGACGGAAGUAAAUCUAGAGCGGUUCUUGCCGGAGCUCAUGAAAGAGGUGUUCCCGGAGAGUGUCAACCGACAAACGAAGCAAAAGACACUUACUAUUUCAACAUCUCGAUUGCUAAGGUCUCAAGAAAUUCUGCCAACCAUGACAGCAGCAGCAGCAAGAACAUCCUCCAAACUUCGAGUCCUCUGUCUCCACGGCUACACCUCCAACUCCCAAGUCCACGCACACCAGCUCCGCCGCCUCACAUCAGCUCUCUCAUCCGAUUAUGAGUUUCUCUUCCCUGACGGACCACACAAAGUCGACCUCAGCUCCUCCUCCCCUACCUCCGCAAUGGACAUGUCAAAGCCCGCAAAUCAAGUCUGGCACGAACUCGUGCAGGGUCUGAGUCCGCGUAGUGCGGAAAUCGGGCAUCGUGCGUGGUGGUUUGCGCGAGACCCUGAGUGGAAAACGAAACGUCAGGGAAGGUUUGAGGGGUUAGAGGAGACGUUUGAGUAUUUGGGUAGGUGGUUAAGAGAGCAUGGGGGGCCUGUGGAUGCGGUUUGGGGGUUUAGUCAAGGAGGGUGUUUGGCGGGGAUGGUGGUGGCUUUGUUGCAGAAUUCGCAGAGAGGGCAUGUUUUGAGGAGGAAAUUGGGGGUGGAUGAUGAUGGUAGUGAUGAUGGAAGUACGGAGGUCAAGGCUGGAGUGGUUUUUGCGGGGUUUCGAGCGAGGUUUGAGGUGUAUGAUGAUGUUUAUGAACCGUAUGGGAUUGAAACGCCUGUCUUGCAUGUCAUGGGGAAUCAGGAUCCGUUGGUGGAUAGUGAGAGGGGUGAGGCGCUCAUGAGGGUUUGUAAGCGAGAAGAGGUUUUGAGGUUUGAGGGAGGGCAUGAUAUUCCGAAAGGGGAGAGGGAGGUAGAGAGGAUUGUGGCCUUUAUGAGGAGAUAUGUUGAUGCAGGUCGAGGGAGAGAGAAGAGUGGGAAGGAGCAGGCGAGUAUGUAGGUAGUGUUGUUGGAGGAGGCGGCAUUGAUCGAGUGACCCAUGUCAGGGUAAGCAUACGAUUAGAAUUGGGCAUGAAGCCACAGUAGGAACAUGUAGGUAGAAACGCCGUAGUCGUCUGUGAAAUAUAUUAGACUCAAAUCGACAGGUACAUGUAGUGGAAGGUCU